Fonsecaea erecta is the source of this 804-nucleotide messenger RNA. RefSeq lists its product as hypothetical. Gene Ontology annotation, biological process: post-translational protein targeting to membrane, translocation. NCBI's taxonomy places the organism in Eukaryota, Fungi, Ascomycota, Eurotiomycetes, Chaetothyriales, Herpotrichiellaceae. Bases 1 to 804 code for a protein of 267 amino acids. The record is from RefSeq and is a predicted model, not a curated record. The transcript has a single exon. Gene Ontology annotation, cellular component: Sec62/Sec63 complex.
AUGAAGUUCUUCACGCUCUCCCUGCUCAUCCCCAUCGCCUACCUCUCCAUCCUGAUCGGCAGCAUGGCCACGUUCUCGCACCUGUACCGGCAGAGACAAGUCAAGAAGAAACUCCGGCUGGCGCCCUACUUCCCGCCGCACACGACGCGCAACAUCUACCUUUCCCUGUUACACCUGCAAGACGACGGCAACACCAAGGUGCCGGAUUCCGUCUUGCGCGCCGCGCUGCUGGCCCGGGCGUGCGACGACAUCCGGCGGAUCAUGGAGGUGCGUGUGCGCAAACCCGCGCUGGCGGCGUUGCUGCAGCGCGGAGUGGUCGGCGACGAGAUCUUCCAGCGACUGCAGCGGGCUGAGCAGGAGCUGGAACUUGAGCUGAAGGACGUGGUCGCCGAAGCCAAUGCUCUGAGCGGGUCUGGGCCCGCCGCCCCGGGCACCUGGGGCCACACCAUCUUUCAGAGCGCCAACGAGAUGGUGCAGAACCAGAUCUUGCGGGACAAACUGGACGCCAUCAAGAAGACACUACCAGAGGAGAAGGAGCGGUGGGACAACCAGAGAGAAAUGGCCAGACGAGAGUUAAUGGGCGGCGAGGACAAGGCGACCGCCGCAGCAGUGGGUGACAAGCCUGUUGCUGCUGCUGCUGCCACGGGUACGGCUACUGCACCAGUCGCGGCAGAAAAGACAGCGCCCAAAGCCGCCACGGCAAGCAGCGACGAGGACGGCGUCAUAGUCGAAACGCCCGCUGCGGAGGUAUCCACCACCACCAGCGGCGGCGGCAAACAGAAAAAGAAGAAAGGGAAGAAAUGA